This is a messenger RNA of Delphinapterus leucas (beluga whale), 2870 nucleotides long. The record is from RefSeq and is a predicted model, not a curated record. NCBI's taxonomy places the organism in Eukaryota, Metazoa, Chordata, Mammalia, Artiodactyla, Monodontidae.
CGGGCGGGGGCCGGCGGGGCGAGCGGCCCGGCUCAGAGCCGCCGCGCCACCGGGAGAGGAAGGGGCCGCCGGCCGAGCCCGCCCUCCACUCGCCCACAGCGGCGGCCGGGCGGCGGGGACGCGAGCGGAGGGCGCCGGGAGAGGCCCGGCCGACACGAGUGCGGGGGGCUGCGGGCCAUGGCGCCCCGGGCCCUCGCCGCCCGCCGCCCCCGCCCGCCCGGGCGCCCCCGAGCUGCGCCUCGGAGCCCACGGAGCCUCGGCGCGCCAGGAGGCGACUUGGAGCUCCUCUUGGUGCUGACAUGAUGACAGUGUGCAGGCCAGCCAAGGGCAGCCACAGCCAGACUGAAAACCUGGGCCACAAAUUGGCUGACAAGGUCAAGGUGGAAGGUCCAAAGGCUGGGGAAGACCCUCAAAGGCAGCCGUUUAGGUCCUCCAUUCCUUUCCUAGAGACUGAUCAGGACUCACCCUUCCGAAGAAGCCCACUGGAGAGCCUCUGUAACCUGAUGCUAGAGCCAAGAGUGGACUGUUUUCAGCAGAACAUGUUCAGCUCAAAUAUGAUCAUCAGCGACCCAGCUUCAGAUCUCGGCACUAAAGGAGCCAGCAGGGCCGGCAAGAGGCAGCUAAGCAGUGUUCAGAACCCCUGCCCUCCCGCCCGAGGCGGGGCCUGGCACAAGUCCCUCAGCAUAAAGGACAAGAUAUCAGAAUGGGAAGGGAAAAAGGAGUUGCCCACUCCUGCCCCUGGCAGGAAAGCAGAUGGGCAAGAGGAUUACCUGACGUCAUGUGUGAUGGAGGGGAGAAGCAGCGAUGGUUCGAGGACUCGGGUCACAGAGGCUCAGAACGGAACAAGGCUGGACGCAGAGAGUAGAGACGAUGAGAGGAAUAAAGGGGUAGUGAAAGUUGGGGCACAGGAUGCAGAGCAGAGGCAAGACCUGAGCCAGCCAGCCCAGGAGCUGGCUCCUAGCUUGGGAAGAGGCCGGGAGCCCAGGCUUGGCAAACAGCGCUUUCAGAAUGAUAGCCUGUCUGUGCUGAAGCAGGUGGAGAAACUUGAGCAGGCUCUGAAGGAUGGGUCUGCAGGGUUGGAUCCCCAGCUACCUGGCACCUGUUAUUCCCCACACUGCCUGCCGGACAAGGCCGAGGAGGGGCCCACCCUUCCUGAGAACCGUGGGGGCGGGAGUGUCUCAGAAUUCAGGGCCCACCGCUUGGACCUGGAAGGCACGGAGCCCGCCCCUGAGGCCACAGAGGAAAGGAAGGGCUUGUGCGGGAGGACCUGUGACCAGAGGCUGGAGAGUGUGUACAGGGCCUCAGAGGACUCCCCCGCAAGACCCUUCAUCAGCCCCCCGCCCAAACCCCGGAGAACUUUCAAACAUGAUGGCGAAGGGGACAAGGAUGGGAACCCAGGCAUCAGCUUCCGGAAAGAUAAAAGGAACCUGCCUCCUCUGCCCUCUCUACCGGCCCCGCCCCUGCCCUCCUCUCCCCCGCCUUCCUCUGUGAACAGGAGACUGUGGAGCGGGAGACCGAAGGCCAGUGCUGACCACAGAAAGUCCUAUGAGUUUGAAGACUUACUGCAGUCUUCCUCUGAGAACAGCAGGGUGGACUGGUACGCACAGACUAAGCUGGGGCUCACGCGCACUUUAUCGGAGGAGAACGUCUAUGAGGACAUUCUAGAUCCACCAAUGAAGGAAAAUCCUUAUGAGGACGUUGAGUUACAUGGUCGAUGCCUCGGGAAGAAGUGUGUCUUGAAUUUUCCAGGUUCUCCCACCUCUUCCAUCCCUGACACACCCACCAAGGUAUGAGCCCCCAGAGGAGCAGUGGGGGAGAGGGGUCCCCAGCACCACGGCCUUGAGCAGCCUGGAGUUCUGGGUUACACUGGAAUGCCAGGCCACCCUCACUGCCAGGCUCCUGGAUUUACACAUCGGCAGCCUGCCUCCUCUUCCUGCCUCUAGUUCUCUUGGAACCCCUCUGCUCAACAAGGCUUUCUAAAGUGUCAUUUUAGCUUCUAGGUCAGAAUUCUCCCCAGCUGAGUAAAUAAGAUAGUACAUCCAUGUUAUACAGCUAUAAAGAAGAAUGUCCUGACAUAAAACAAACUCAUAUAUGUUUGUGAAUGUACAAGAAUAUCUCUGUAAGGGUCCCUAAGAAUGAGUAAGUGGGUACCUCUGUGGAGUUGUCUGAGUGUCUGAGUAUCUGGAGGUCAGGAAAGAAGACUGACAUUUUCACAGAAUAUCUUUUUGAACCUUUUGCAGUUUUGUACUAUGUGCAUACAGAUAAUAUUACUGUAUUCACAUACAUGAUAACUUCAACACAUUGCCUACAGAACUGAGUUCAUAUUUUUUUUUUGCAUAUGUAGUUUUAUUUAUAAUGGUCCCAACUGGAAACAACCCUAAUAUCUUUCAGUGGGUGAACAGUUCCAUAUAGUAUAGUACAUUCAUACGAUGGAAUACUAUUCAUCAAUAAAAAGGAAUAAGCUAUUGAUGUAUACAACAACCUGGAUAAAUCUCCAGAGAAUGAUGGCAAGUGAAAAAAGCCACUCCCAUAGAGUUACAUGCUACAUGAUUCCGUUUAUGUAAUAUUUUUGAAAGGACAAAACUGUAGGAACAGAGAACAGAUUAGUAUGAAUUCAUAUUCUUUAGCAUAGCAUUAAACUUCCUUCAUAAUUGAUCCCUGGUUACCAUUUCCCGCAGUUCCUAUGUACAAAAUCUUCUCUCCAGCCAAAGCCUCCUAACUGCCCCUCUGAUAUUGUAGCCCCAGGAUCAGCAAACUUUUUCUCUAAAGAACCAGAGAUCUGGUUAUAUAUGAUGAUAUAUGAUCUCUGUUGUAACUGCUCAGCGCUGCCAUUGCGGUGCAGAGCAGCCACAGACUAUAUGCAAACCAGU